Molecule: messenger RNA, 843 nt
Organism: Polyodon spathula (Mississippi paddlefish)
Lineage: Eukaryota; Metazoa; Chordata; Actinopteri; Acipenseriformes; Polyodontidae
Exons: 5
Coding region: 55-843 (262 amino acids)
Molecular function (GO): calcium ion binding
Source: RefSeq, a predicted model, not a curated record
GAUGUUAAUUCCAAAGAUGUUGUAGACACAGUGUUCUACACUGUGAUAACCAAAAUGGUUGGAAUGGGAGCGCUUUCUCACAAGCAAACAGGGGAGAUUGUCAGAUAUUACCAUGCAAUGUUCAUGAGAACACUAAAGAAGAAGCUGAUGAAAAUCGAGGGAGACCACGUUAUUGGAGACUACUCUAAAGGGGCCAGCCUCUUGGGAUUGACUGACAAGCAGCUGCUUAAAUACCUAAAGCCGCUGUGUAGUAGUAAAUCACGCAGCCCGUACUCAGUGUUGCCGUGUCUGACAGCAGAGGCACGGCCCAAGAGGCUGCUGAGGAAACCUGGGUCCAGGCACCCCGCCUUGGAUCCAGAGGGUGAGCCUGGGGGCCAUAUCUCACUCCACAGGAAAAACACGGUUAUUGCGAUGAGACCAGGACCCAAAACGAAAAACAUGAUUAGCCCAGUGCAGGUCAAAUUAAGAAUAUCUAAGAAAACUAGAAAUACAAUGAGGUACGACAGCAUGGCUCUAAUAAGGAAAAGGGUCAAGGAGGGCAGUAACCAAUACCUGAAUGAGCUGUUUCAGAGCAAGCAGAGGGACACCUCGAAAUUGUGGGAUGAACUGGGAAAGUGGAACGCCCCUGAGGCACUGGAAAGCUUUCAACAGAACUUCUCCACCUACAGCUGGAGUUGGACUGGCUGCCGUAACCUUCUGGAGAUUGAAGACCUUAGUCAAAAGCUCUUCCUCCCAUUCCACACCCAAAUGAGCAGCCCUUCACCUAGCACUGCCUCACACAGCCGCCCUCUGAACCCUGCGCGCUCCACGGACCAGGUGGAGGAGAUCAGACAAGUGGACUGA